Molecule: messenger RNA, 1957 nt
Organism: Lycium barbarum (goji berry)
Lineage: Eukaryota; Viridiplantae; Streptophyta; Magnoliopsida; Solanales; Solanaceae
Product: acetyl-CoA-benzylalcohol acetyltransferase-like
Exons: 1
Coding region: 528-1865 (445 amino acids)
Source: RefSeq, a predicted model, not a curated record
UUUGUAAAAUUACCUCUUUAUAAUGAAAUUCAUCUUUGUUAUGUUUCUAGUUACGGCUUCUGCUUUUUCAUAAACAAGGGUUGUUGAUAAUGGAGAAAAUCAAUGGCUAAACGGAGAUGGCAAUCAUCAACGAAAAUUCCAACCUUUUUUAUGGGUUUCACCUCCAAAUUACCCAAGGCUUUGGUUCAAUCAGAAAUUGCAGUUUCAACAAUUGACUUUUUUCCGGAUAUAUAUUUUGCUGUUGAUUUGCAGGAUUUUUUGUUUUUUAACUAUAGUUAGAUAAAUAGUUAAGGAAAUUAAUUUUAAAAGAUUGACUGAAUCAGACUUAGAGGGAUCUGUACUGGCUCCCAUUUUCCCUAUAUAAAGGGAAAUCACAAGCUUCUCAAAUUACUAUUAAAGUGGCUUUAAUAGUCUUGAUCCUUUUUACAUAAUAUAUUAAUAUUAAUUCUUGAUUGCCUCCGCCUCCGGUCUGGUAGGUCGGUCGCCCUCUAGCUGUGUUUCCCUUGCCACAACUUGAAUACAUCAAUAUGAAGGAUCCAACGCAAGUCAAAAUCUUGUCCAAAAGCCUCAUAAAACCAUCAUCACCAACACCAAACCACCUCAAAAAUUACAAGUUAUGUUUCUUUGAUCAAGUGGCUGACACAGUACACAUACCUCUUGUUCUUUUCUAUCCUCAUGGUAACAAUAACUCAAAAAAUGAAGAGCUGGAAGAGUCCUUGUCGAGGGUUUUAACCCAUGCUUACCCUUUAGCCGGUAGAUUCAGUACAGAAGAUGAAUCCACUGUUCUGUGUCUCGAUCAAGGUGUAACUUACAUAAAAGCAACGGUCAAUUGUAAGCUCGACGAUUUUCUCCAACAAACAAAAGAAGACCUUGAUCCAGUAUUGUCAUUUUGGCCUCAGGGUAUUAUGGAUGUGGACGAGACGAAUAUAUUCGUCAUGCCACUUAUGGUUGUGCAAGUCACAACGUUCGAAUGUGGUGGCCUAGCUCUAGGUUUUAGCUGUGCACACCCUGCUAUGGAUGGAUUCACGGCUUUCACAUUCAUUUACGAAUGGGCCAAAGUGUGCAAAUUUGGAACUCCUUGUAAGGAGAUCAACAACUUCAUGAGCUUCAAUUUGGGAACUCUUUUCCCUGUCAAGGAUUUAACUGCCAUUCUUGAGCCUCCUAUUAAUGAAGGCAAACGUCCAAAAUCUAAGUUGGUUGCGAGAAAGUUUGUAUUCGAGGAAGCUGCAAUAUCAAGGCUCAGAGAGAAAUUUGAUUCAGAAGGUUUGAGUUUCAAACCUUCACGAGUUGAGAUGAUAACAACACUUCUCUGGAGGUCUCUAAUCCGUGCAGCUGGAGCUGGAAAUCCGCAUUUGAAACGGUCUAUAAUAGCCUUUCCAUUUAACUUGCGUGGUAAGGUUUUAGCUUUUCCUGAAAUUGCAAACUCUUUUGGGAAUUUAAUCAUUGAAAUUCCUAUAAGAUUUGAACAUGAUGAUGAGACAAAGAUGGAGUCUUUACAUCACAUUGUAAAACUAAUAAGAGAGACAGUUCAAGAGACUACGAGUUACUGUGCCAAAAGUACUCCAGAUGAGAUAGCUUCUCUUGUUGUCAACUUAUACAAGGAUAGUUAUUCUGGAUUAGAAUGGGGAGGAAACAAUGAAGUUGUGAAUUUCACAAGCUCAAGUCUAUGCAGGUUUCCCAUACAUAAAGUUGAUUUUGGUUGGGGAAAACCAAGUUUAAUGCAUUUUGGCUCAAGGCAUAGUCAAAUGUUUUGGUUAUACGAUACAGAAUGUGAAACUAGCAUUGCUGUGCAAAUAGAUUUGGAGGAAAAGUACAUGAACUCCUUUGUCCGUGACCAAGAUAUCAUGGAUUUUGCUAAAUUUUAGGCUUUCCAAUUAAUGUCUCUUACUUUCCUUUAACUCUCUCUGUUUGUAUUUUCUUUAAGGGAAUAAUAAAUGAAUUGCAUAUUUUGAUAUAA